Molecule: messenger RNA, 2342 nt
Organism: Musca domestica (house fly)
Lineage: Eukaryota; Metazoa; Arthropoda; Insecta; Diptera; Muscidae
Exons: 1
Coding region: 87-2000 (637 amino acids)
Molecular function (GO): metal ion binding
Source: RefSeq, a predicted model, not a curated record
AAGAUCUCGAUCGGAGAUCUUGGAGACCCUUUGUUAAAUGUUAAAUUAAAAAAAAACAACAAAAAUAAAAUUAAUAAAAUCAACAAAUGGCGCACACCGGCGGCACGAAUAUGCAAGAACGAUUGCAACAACUACAGCAGCUACACAAAAUCUGCCUGCAGGAGCUAUUCCAAUUGCAAACGAAUGUGGAACAAUACCUGCAAUCAAGUACAAACAUGGUCAGAAUGGUGGAGAACCAUUGGUCCGAGGUGGAGCGGGGUGGUGGCUUGGCUUUAAUGAUCUACGACAAUUUCCUAACCAGUAUAACAAAUGUCAUGAACCUGGCAAGGAAAUUUAAUCUACAACUGCAACUAAAUCAAAGUGAAGAUAAAACUCAAAUUUUGGAAAUGUUUGGAAUUAAGGCUGGCGAAGAGAGCAGCAAUACUAAGACUGUAAAGGACAACAAGGACACAAACACUGAGAACAAAGAACUGAAACGGAUAGACUUCAUACAAAAUUACAAUAAAUCCCUAUAUCCAGCCGAAGAGAUGCCGUGCACUGCCAACGAAGAUCGUAACGAUAUGGGAUUUAUUUAUCCCAAACAAAAUUUAAACGAAAUCUAUACCAUUGGUGAUAAGAUAAAAGGAUUUAUUACCUAUCUAAAAGAUGUGAAUAAUUUGGAAUUUAAUAUUAUUGAUUUCCAAUCAAAAUAUGUGGGCAUUAUCAAUGAAGUGGCUCAUUCCUUGGAUUUGAGACAAUACCAUAGCCUACCGCCCGUCAAUGAGGUGUUCGGUUUAGUUCUGGACAAACGUAUACUGAGAGCAGUGCGUUCCACUACUAUUCUAUAUGAUCAGGAAUUGGAGGAGCAGGUGUAUCCUUGUUAUCUGCUAGAUUUUGGGGAAAUUGAGCACAUGAAAAUGGAUGAUAUUAAAUAUAGGCUAAGCGAAGAGCAGCAACAUAUACCGGCCUUGGGUAUACUGUGUAGAGUACAUUUGCAAUCCCAAGAUAAUGCUGCAGCAGAGAAGCUUAAAGAAAUGGAGUAUAAGCAAUGUGAUUUGAAGAUUAAUGAAAUUAAAAACGACCUACUUGUGGUGGAAUUUGCAAACGAUGAUGAUGAUGAUGAUCUGAAAACAACAAUAACACACACCACUGAUCGAGUUCAAGAUUUAAAAAUUGACACAAACCCCUUUCGCCAAACAAAUCCAAUGCAAACGAAAGAGCUAACAAGAGAGGAGUUGGAAAUUCUCUACGACGAUCCCUUACUUUGUACCAGCAAUGCAUUGACCGCUGUAAUGGGCUACAAUCCCAAAGAUGAAAAACGUCUAUGUCGUUUCUAUGAUCCCAAAACGGGUGCAUGUUUUAAGGGAUCCAGCUGUAAACAAGACCACGAACCCUUAGAUCCCGAAGGUUGGACCAAAGAUAUAAUACCUGCCACUUCCUUUGUCGAUAACCGCACACCGACUGUGGUAUAUCCCAAAGAUGCCAUUAUUAACAUAACGCCCACCCAUAUAGGACAAAUAUGUUCAUUUUAUGCCCAAAUCAAUGAUGUGCAUCAUAACAAUAGCCCCCUCAUAUGGAAUGAUGAAGAUAUUCCGGCAUGGAAACGCCUCGAAAAGCCACCACAUAUCUAUGAAUUGGUAUUGGCACGCUAUGAUGAUGGUAACUGGUACAGAGCCAAAAUCGUAUCGCAUGAUGACGAUUAUAAAAUGUUUAAAGUCUUCUAUGUGGACUAUGGCAAUCAUCAGCUGGUACAUUUAAGAUAUUUAGCCAAAUGUGAUUCCGGAAUGGCUCAAAUACCUUUCCAGGCCAUACUUUGCCGUUUAGCUAAUUUGCGAGAAGUUCAAGUGGCACCGCAAGAGAAAAAGCAUGCCAUUGAAAAAUUGUGUGCAGUUCUGCUGAAUCAAAACUUAGAUGUUAAAGUUGUUAGCCAUCAUGAAGAUUUAAUUAUCACCUUUGUGGAUGAAAGUCAUCUGCGUUUAUUGGAUAACCUAAUGAUUGAGGGUUAUGUAAUUUCCCAUUAGAAAAAUAUGGAAUGUAGAGUAACUCAAUUUAUUAUUUUAUUUUUAAUUUUAGCUCUCGACUGAUUUCGAUAAUUUGUUCAAAAAUGAAUUAUUCUUUUAUUUAGUUAAAACUAUUUUUGAAAUAUGUAUUUAUGUUUUUAAAAUGUAGUUUAUUUUAUAUCAAAUAAGCACUGCCUUUAAUAUAAUAACAAAUUUUAAUAUAAAAUGUGGAUUUCAUUUUCUAUGUCCCGUUGUGAGAAGUCUAUCUAUAUGGGCCGCUGGGAAAGAGAAAUACGUUUAGACUACCUUAGUAAUGGAGUGUUAUAUUCCAUGAGUAAUUUUAUGAAAUUAUUAAUUUUAUGG